AUGAGUAAUUCAUACAUAGUUGAAAAGAUUUUGGCUAAGCGGAAGAAUAAAACUAGUGGUAAUGAAGAAUAUUGUUUGAAAUGGAAAGGAUAUCAAAGAACAACUUGGGAGCCAGCCAAAAAUCUUACCAAUUGUAAGCAAUUAUUAGAAGAAUUUGAACAAAAUCAGAGCAAAGUUGAAACACUAAAAGCAAAAUCAACAUUAAAAAAUACCACUGAAAAUAAUGGUACAUCAAUUCCUCAUACACGUUCUCAGAAUAAAACACCUCAAUUAACAAUAUCGACUUUAAAUGGACGCUAUAAACAUUUGAAAAAUGAUGAUAGUUUAACAUCGAACAAUAAUAUCAAAACUAGUCAAUCUCGAAAACGACGUUUUGUUGAAAGUGUAGAUAGUUUAAAUGGUAUGGUUCCAACAGUUCAAGAAGAUGGUGAUAAAACAAAAAGAUCUCUAACAAGAGUAACAUCAACGCCUGCUGAUAUUGUUUCUUCAACUGAUCCAAGUCCAUUUGAUACAUUGAAGCUUGAAAUAGAACAAAUUUUAGAUGUUCGCACAAUCGAUAGAGAUGGUACUUACUACUUAUGUAAAUAUAAAAAAACAAGGCAACAACCUCAAUGGAUACAUAAAAAACAUUUAAAUUCUAUUAUGGAAAAAGUUGUCGAUUUUUGGGAAGAAAAUCAUCAUGACCUUAAUCGCACUUAA
Didymodactylos carnosus is the source of this 699-nucleotide messenger RNA. Lineage: Eukaryota; Metazoa; Rotifera; Eurotatoria; Philodinida; Philodinidae. The record is from the annotation of a GenBank genome assembly.